Lynx canadensis (Canada lynx) is the source of this 2135-nucleotide messenger RNA. RefSeq names its product chromobox 6 (gene CBX6). The transcript is spliced from 6 exons. The record is from RefSeq and is a predicted model, not a curated record. Bases 69 to 1280 code for a protein of 403 amino acids. Lineage: Eukaryota; Metazoa; Chordata; Mammalia; Carnivora; Felidae.
UGCGCGAGCGGUGCAGCACCGGCCGCGGGAGCAGGGAGUAUUAUGGGCUGUGGGUGCCGCUGAGCAAGAUGGAGCUGUCUGCAGUGGGCGAGCGGGUCUUCGCGGCCGAAUCCAUCAUCAAACGGCGGAUCCGAAAGGGACGCAUCGAGUACCUGGUGAAAUGGAAGGGGUGGGCCAUCAAGUACAGCACUUGGGAACCCGAGGAGAACAUCCUGGACUCGCGGCUCAUUGCAGCCUUCGAGCAGAAGGAGAGGGAGCGUGAGCUGUAUGGGCCCAAGAAGAGGGGACCCAAACCCAAAACUUUCCUCCUGAAGGCGCGAGCCCAGGCUGAGGCCCUCCGCAUCAGUGACGUGCAUUUCUCUGUCAAGCCAAGUGCCAGCGCCUCCUCGCCCAAGCUGCACUCCAGCGCGGCCGUGCACCGGCUCAAGAAGGACAUCCGCCGCUGCCACCGCAUGUCCCGCCGCCCGCUGCCCCGCCCGGACCCCCAGGGAGGCAGCCCUGGCCUGCGCCCACCCAUCUCCCCUUUCUCUGAGACGGUGCGCAUCAUCAAUCGCAAGGUGAAGCCUCGGGAGCCCAAGCGAAACCGCAUCAUCCUGAACCUGAAGGUGAUCGACAAGGGCACGGGUGGAGCGGGCACCGGGCAGGGGGCAGGAGCCCUCGCUCGCCCCAAAGUCCCCUCCAGGAACCGCGUCAUCGGCAAAAGCAAGAAGUUCAGCGAGAGCAUCCUGCGCACCCAGAUCCGCCACAUGAAGUUCGGCACCUUCGCGCUGUACAAUAAGCCCCCGCCCGGCCCUCCGCCUCCCCCGCCGGCGGGCAAGGCCGACCCUGCCGCCUCCCCGGGCCCCGGGCUGCUGCUGGCGGCCCCCGCCGCCCCCUAUGACGCCCGCAGCUCCAGCUCCUCCGGCUGCCCCUCCCCGGCACCGCAGUCCUCCUCCGACCCCGAUGACGCGCCCCCCAAGCUGCUCCCUGAGACCAUGAGCCCAUCUGCUCCCGACUGGCGUGAGCCUGAGGUGCUCGACCUGUCCAUCCCUCCCGAGGUGGCGGCCACCAGCAAGAGGGUGCCUCCCGACGUCACGGCUGCCACGGGCCAGGCGCCUCCCGUGGCCCCUGAGCCUGCCGGCGCCUCCUCUGAGCCCGAAGCUGGGGACUGGCGCCCCGAGAUGUCACCCUGCUCCAACGUGGUCGUCACCGAUGUCACCAGCAACCUUCUGACAGUCACUAUCAAGGAAUUCUGCAACCCUGAGGAUUUCGAGAAGAUUCAGAAAGGAGGUUGGGGCUAGAACCAGGAGCCUGUCUCCCUCGCCUGCCUCCGUCUGGCUGACAGUCACCAACACGCCGAACUAGGGUGACAGGCCGAGCGGGGACAGAGGACCCCAGCUCCCAGGCCUGCGGGGUCUCCCUGCCCCACCUUGAAGGAGUCGGUACCCCACUCCGAGCGGCGAGUGAGCGCCAACUGUAUGCAGAGCUUCAGUUAGGUAAAGGGAGGCUGAUGGUGUCACGGGGGGGACCCCUUGCGAGAGGUCAAGGUAGAAAGAACAGGUUCUGGGGCCUUUCCCUGGCUGUUGGGUGGAGUGCAGAUGGGCACUUUUUGUUUCUUUUAAUUUAAAAACACAAAGGCCUAAAGAAACGUAUCGUAUGAUUUUUUUUUUUUUUUUAGUUUUUGAAAAGCUCAUUGAAUGAACUGUGCACGAAUGAAUUCUAUAUAUAUAAAAAUAUACAUAUAUAGCUCUAUAUCUGGGGAGGGGCGCGGUCUCUUUUCUCUCUCAUUUUAAAAAUGAAGUGUUGUUGCCUUUGUCUGUGGUUCAACCAUCCAGCUCCCAGCUGGCUAAACUUUGCCUCCAGUGGUGAAAGAGAGGGAACCAGAAAUGGAGCCCCCACCCCCACGCCGGGGUGGGGCCCCCAGUCCACCUGCCCCCUCCCCGAGGUGGCGGGUGGAGAAGACGGCUCGUUUUGGGUGUGGGUUUCGGUUCUGUUCUGGAUUCGGUUGUUUCUGGGCCGGGGGGAGGGGGGUCUGUGCCGAUUACUCUCGUCUUGUACGUUUCGUUCUGCUGCUUUUCAAUGUUGUAUCAAUGCCAGGAAGGGGGAGUGAAAAGCCUCUUUUGCCCCCCAAAUAAAUUGUCACAUUCCGAAGCAAA